AUGUCGGCAGUCGACUCCGAAUCGAGGCUGUCUGACAAGGACGAGUCGCAGCUGUCGGCUCCUCCUCCUCUCAGCGACCUGGACAGCUCCGACAGCGACAGCGACAGCGAGCCGGCAUCGUCGUCGAAACAGGAGCAAGAGCCCGAACCCGAGCCUGUAGAAUGGCUCGCCACUUCACGGUCGCGGCGGACCACAGCCGGCAACCGCAUGAAGUCGAUGCUGGCCAACGAGGAGCCCGACUCCGACCUCGAGCUGCUCUUCGCCGAGUCCGACAACGACCAGGGCUUCUCCGAUGCUGGCGACGAUGCCUCCGACGUCCAGAUGGAUUCCUCGUCCGACGACGAGGACGACAACAAUGCUGCCGCCGACGAGCUCGAGGGCGAGCGGGAACUGGAGCGCCAGGCCCGCGAGCGGCGCGCGGCCCAGCGGAAGCGAAAGGCGCAGGACGGCAUCCCGGCCAAGUUUAGGAAAAAGGUGCGCAUCACCACGGCCACUGCAUCGGACACGUCGACGCCUGCGCCCGCGCCCGCGCCCCGACCAAAGAAGAAGUCCGAGCGCGCGUCCUGGCUACCGUCACCGGCCGACCUGCCCACCCGGGCGUCGUCGCGCAAGACGACGCGCAUGUCCAAGGAGCAGCUGCACCAGCAGAUGAUUGAGCGCGAGGAGCGGCGGCUGCGGCAGCUGGAGCUGAUGCAGAAGAAGGCCGCCCGGAUGGAGGCGCUCAAGAAGCCGCCCAUGACGCAGGAGGACCGCCUGCGCGAGGCCGCCAUCGUGGAGAAGCGCAACAGCAAGAGCCUCAACCGCUGGGAGGUGGCCGAGAAGCAGAGGGAGGAGGAGCGGAGGGCCAAGUUGGCGGCUCUUAGCCAGAGGACGCUGCAGGGCCCCGUGCUGACCUUUUGGACGGGGCUGGGCGAGGCGAGGCGCGUCGUCAUUGAGGAGGAGAAGCCCAAGAGGAGGCGGGUAGAGAAGAAGGACAAGGACAAGGACAAGGCCAAGGACGCCGGACCAAAACCCGAGCCCGAACCUGGAAAGGACACUAUUACUACUACUAUUACUACGACCGCCGCCUCUACCUCCAACGAUCCAGCAGCCGGCAAGCAGGGCAAGGAAGACCAGCAACAGCCGGGUUCCUCUUCCGACAAGGCAGCGGCGGCGACGGCCAGCGGUGCUGAUGAUGCGGCGAAUCCUCCUACGCUUCAGCCAACGGCAGAUGCCGCCGACAGAUCCCCAGCGGUUGCGCCCCUGAAGGAACUAAAACAGGAAGAAGAGGAUGGGAGCAUGCCUCAACAGCAAGAAGAGCCCCCUAAAACAACGCCAGACAAGGAAGAAGCAGCAUCGUCAGCAACUGUUGCUACAACCACUACGGUUGCUGCCACGAAAGCACCCGAAGAACUGCGUCAACCCCCGAUGCUCGCCUCGCCUUCUCUGCCUCCUCCUCCCACUCCUCCACCGCCUCAUAGUGGCCUGGCUGCACCAGUGGCCGCCUCGCUCUCAGGACCGCCUGGCCAGAUGUCUCCCCUAGCCGCACCCGCCGGCAUGGGCAGUCCACGGCCAAUAGAGGCCGGCAAGCCAUCGGGCGUGCUCGCGCCCCCUAUUCUUGCCCCCCCGCCAGCCAUGAGCAUGGACUAUCGCCCCAGCGCCGCACCAAAGUCCAACGUCCUCGCGCUGCCAUUGCCUCAGGCAAAUCUGGCUCCUCCUGCUCCUCCGCCUCACGUCCAGACGGCACCCGGUCCCACGGCCGGCCCAGCUCAUGUGUCGACGGAGCCCGUUCUUCGGCAUACCGUCCUGCGGCCCAUCAUCCCCGAUCCCGACCCAGUCAGCAAAUCAGCAAGCCCCAGUCUCUCAGAACCGCCCUCGCAGCCUGCCCCUGGCGCCGCUGAUGUUCCCGAAGCCCCCGAAACCACGACUCGGAACGUCAUCAUCUUUCAGAACUUUGAUGAAAACGCCCUCCAAGACAAGAGCAUCCAGACCCAGAUCCUCUUUGGCCGUAAGAUGAACAGACUUAACAAGCCGCCAUCCACUCCAAACUGCAUCAUCACAAACCUGCCAGCUCGUUACCGCGACCCCAAAACCGGGCUGCCGUACCACAACGUUGCCGCCUACCGGGAGCUCCAGCGUCUGCAGCGCGGCGAGCUGAGCUGGAGCCGCAUCCUCAAUGCCUGGGUGGGCAGCCAGAAGGUGGCCGCCGACGGCGUCCCGGCGCGCUUCCUCGACCCCAACGCGCCCACCAAGUCUGCCGAGGAGAGGGAAAAGGAGCGGCUGGCCCAGAUCAGAGCCGUCCCUCCACAGCCGCAGUCGCAGCCGCAGUCGCAGUCGCAGUCGCAGCCUCUGCAGGUGCAGCAGCAACAGCAACAGCAUCAGGCGCCGCCGCCGGCUGUCGUGGCGGCAGCCCACAAGUCUCCCCAAGUUCAGCAGCAUGUGCAGCAGCAGCAGCAGUCCCAGCAACAGGGGGGCCAGAGAUUGUCAGGGCCGCAGCAGCGAGGAGCUCACCAGCAGCCUGUACAACAGGCGCAUGGCCAGCUUCAACAACCGCCAGCCCAGCAGCAGCAGCCACCUCCUCAACAGCACCAGACUCAAACAAGACCAAGUCCUAUUCUCCAACCACCGACACCGCAGCAACAACAGCAGCCACAGCAGCAACGGCCUGCACCAAACACAGCCACCAAUAUACCUUCUCCACAAGCACAAGCCCCUCCACAGCAACCACUCCUCUCAACACCAGCGUCACAAGUGCCGCAAGCAUCGCCAUCGCCCGCCCUCCCAAAUUCUCCUACCCGACAAGGCGCGACUAUACCUCCUCUACCUCAGCAGACGCAAACCCAGCCUCCUGCUGCUUCUUCACUUCCACCACCACCAUCUCAAGCCCCAGUUCAGCCCCAACCUCAGCCUCUUCAGCCUGAGAACAAAGCUGCAAGAGGAGCACACGUGUCUCCGAAUCAACAACAAGUGACGCAAGCAUCGGAAUAA
Messenger RNA from Trichoderma reesei QM6a, 2967 nucleotides. RefSeq lists its product as uncharacterized. Gene Ontology annotation, cellular component: nucleus. Gene Ontology annotation, biological process: regulation of DNA-templated transcription; chromatin remodeling. The record is from RefSeq and is a predicted model, not a curated record. Bases 1 to 2967 code for a protein of 988 amino acids. Lineage: Eukaryota; Fungi; Ascomycota; Sordariomycetes; Hypocreales; Hypocreaceae. Gene Ontology annotation, molecular function: ATP-dependent H2AZ histone chaperone activity. The transcript has 2 exons.